AGUCUGCAAUUCGACCCGAUACUCACCACUCUCUAAUCGAACUAUUUCAGUAUUAUACUGCACAGCGAUGGAGACGAGGUGGAACUCUCCGACUGCCCACGUGACUCUCCUGCUGCACCUGCUGCAAGCGGCCACCGCCGUCGAAGGGGGCAUCUGCUGGCUGCGUCGGGGCGAGGGUGGCAGGUGCCAGGGCUCGCUGUUGCAGGUCGGGGUCUCCAUGGCCGAGUGCUGCUCGGCGCACGGGCCUGGCCGCGCGUGGAGCGGCCUCGACGCAUCUCCGGAGAGCCUCUUCCGCUGGAAGCUGAGCGGCGGCGCCACGCCGUGCGUGCCCUGCAGCCGGGGCUCCUGCGACCGCAUCGAGUGCGGCCCCGACCAGCGGUGCCGCGUGGGCCGCAACGGGGCCCCCCGCUGCCUCUGCGCGCCGCCGUGCCCCCCGGCCACGCGCGCGGGCCCCGUGUGUGCCUCCAGCGGCCGCACCUUCAGGGACGAGUGCGCCCUGCUGAGGGCACGAUGCCGGGGGCAGAGAGGCCUUUCCGUGCAGUACCCGGGGCCCUGCAUGAGGUCGUGCGCGGCCGUGCCGUGCCCCGGCGCCUCCGUGUGCCUGCUGGACCAGAGCAGCACGGCGCACUGCGUCAGCUGCAGCCUGCGACCCUGCGCCACCGCCACCACGGCCACCGCCACGGCCGCUGCCGGGGUGUCGCCGCGCUCCACGCUGUGCGGCAACGACGGCGUCACCUACCCCGGCGUGUGCCACCUGCGCCGCGCCACCUGCCAACGCGGUCGCUCCAUCGGCGUGGCGCACCACGGGCCCUGCCAGGACCGCCCGUCCUGCGCCGACACGCGCUGCGGCCCCGGCCGCCGCUGCCUCUGGGACUCGGAGUCGCGGCGGCCGCACUGCGUGCUCUGCCCCGAGGCUCCGUGCUCGACGGCGCCGACGGCGACCCGCGACGGCCCGGACGAGGGGGCGGCCGUGUGCGCCUCCGACAACGUGACGUACCCGAGCGCGUGCGCGAUGCGCGAGGCCGCGUGCGCGCGCGGAGUGUACCUGGAGGCGCGAGCGCCGGGAUUCUGCGGCCCGACGGAGGAGUACGACUUGGAGGACUUGGAGGAUGAGGUUGAUGAUGAAGACGACGGCGGUGGCGAUGGCGACGAUGUAGGCGAUUACGCCUCCGAAAUGGGUGAUGACCUCAAUGAAGCGUGGGAGUCAACCCAACGGCUCGAUCCACAAAUCACCGCGUCGGAAAGGUCAAACGGUCGCGACAGCUGGUAAAAAACACAAAACACGCACGCACAGGUCAAACGCCAAGUUACCGUUAUUCUCCGUGACAUACCACUUUUACAUCCCUGUGUACUUUAAAGCAAACGUUUGCGGGGUGGAUCUUCUAAUCUAGUAAGAGUGCGUGCGUGCGUGCGUGCGUUCGUUUGCGCGUGUGACCAGAUUUGUGUUAACUCUUGACACCAGACACUUUCCAGAUGUCGUCGUGUUAAACAGAGAAUGCGGUACAGCAAAAGGCACAAUGUCCCGCAAGGAUCGAUUGAUUCCCUAGCCGAGGAUGCGAGCGGAAGUUCUGAUGAUUACCUUGAGCGUAGACUGCGGUAUUGUGGCGAGACCACAAUGCGAUGUAGAAUCCACGAGAGUUUGGUUGUCGUCUGCUUGUAAAAGAUUAUCGUCUCGUUCGCUCAUUGUUUCCUUGCGCGUUAUUUACAAAAUAACACACACGGCAAUGAAAAGUUCUGAAAAUAAACGGCUAUGACCAAUUUAAAUGAGCGUUUUCGGCUCAACGUUUUUCGCUUAGGGUAAUUAACGGCCCGAAAGUCACGUGGUACCAUCAUUGCCACGGCCAUUUUCACAUUUUGCUGAAUUUCAACUUACGGCGGAACUGACGGCACGUGCCCCAUGAGCGCGACAGAUGGUGGACAUUGCGACGGUCAGGGGGCUCGCUCGCAGGCUCACGCCCAGCGACGGGUCCUCUAAAGUCGCACGUCCAGUGCUGGGGGGGGGGGGUUUAUGGUGCCCGCCGUGAUGCUUUGUGAAGUGCACAUCUCACUGGCAGCCAUCGGUAAACUUUGGUGGUUGGAGAUUUGAAGGCAGAUCGCGGUUCGAAGGACACGGGAGCAGCAAUUAACACAUUCCUGCGGAGGGAGCUGGUAGGAACGUUGGGUUGCUCGGUCAAUGGCCAGGGUCAACGGCGGCGUGGUGUAUUCCGCAAAUAUUCCUGACUGUGAGGGCGGGCACAAGCCGGCGUGAGUAGGUUAAACGUUGAGUUUUAUAAGGGCACCACGGGGUGACCAGCACCUCCCC
This is a messenger RNA of Lethenteron reissneri (Far Eastern brook lamprey), 2302 nucleotides long. Its product is annotated as follistatin-A-like. NCBI's taxonomy places the organism in Eukaryota, Metazoa, Chordata, Hyperoartia, Petromyzontiformes, Petromyzontidae. Gene Ontology annotation, biological process: anatomical structure development. The record is from RefSeq and is a predicted model, not a curated record. Gene Ontology annotation, molecular function: calcium ion binding; collagen binding; protein binding.